Messenger RNA from Betta splendens (Siamese fighting fish), 1672 nucleotides. RefSeq names its product mortality factor 4-like protein 1. Gene Ontology annotation, cellular component: nucleus; NuA4 histone acetyltransferase complex. Lineage: Eukaryota; Metazoa; Chordata; Actinopteri; Anabantiformes; Osphronemidae. The record is from RefSeq and is a predicted model, not a curated record. Gene Ontology annotation, biological process: chromatin organization; regulation of DNA-templated transcription. Bases 237 to 1208 code for a protein of 323 amino acids. The transcript is spliced from 12 exons.
CAUUGAACCACCAUGCAGUCUGAGGGAAGACAGCCUGUUUUCCGAGCCUGAAGAGCAGCCGUAAACGCAGCACGGCUCCGGCGCUAAGGGCCGGUCAGGUGACCCAGCAGCAUCAGGCCAGUCUCGGCGUCCUCGUCGCUUUGGCUCCAAUGUCGGACGUGUUUGUGUGUGAUACAAAUGGACUUUGGCAAUGCUCGAAUCUGACCGUGCGAAGCUCCGAUCAGCUGAGUCUGUGAAUGGCGCCAAAACAGGACCCUAAACCGAAAUUUCAAGAAGGUGAACGAGUCCUGUGCUUUCAUGGGCCAUUGCUAUAUGAGGCCAAGUGUGUAAAGAUCAACAUAAAGGAAAAGCAGAUUAAAUAUUUCAUUCAUUACAGUGGAUGGAACAAAAACUGGGAUGAAUGGGUUCCUGAAAGCAGAGUUCUCAAAUAUGUGGACAGCAACCUUGCAAAACAAAAAGAGCUUCAAAAGGCCAAUCAAGAUCAUUAUGUUGAGGGAAAGAUGAGGGGUUUAGCACCAAGCAAGAAGAUUGCUGCUGUGCAGCAGAAAAAUGUUGAUGUGAAAGUGAAAAAGACAAAACAGAAGAUCUCUGUGCCGGGUGAAGGUACCAGCAGUGGAGAAGCGCCCCAGGGACCACGGAAGAAGAGGGCCCGGGUUGAUCCCACUGUAGAGAGUGAAGAAAUGUUGACCAGCCGUGUGGAGGUCAAAGUGAAGAUCCCAGAGGAGCUGAAACCGUGGCUCGUUGACGACUGGGACCUCGUCACCCGGCAGAAGCAGUUAUUUCAUCUGCCUGCUAAGAAGAAUGUGGAGACUGUGUUGGAGGACUAUGCAAACUACAAGAAAUCUAAAGGAAACUCCGACAAUAAGGAGUAUGCAGUAAACGAAGUUGUGGCAGGGAUUCGGGAGUACUUUAACGUCAUGCUGGGCACACAACUUCUCUACAAAUUUGAGAGGCCACAGUAUGCUGAAAUCCUGGCUGAACACCCAGACAUGCCAAUGUCUCAGGUAUAUGGAGCUCCGCACCUGCUGCGCCUGUUUGUUCGUAUUGGAGCCAUGCUGGCUUAUACUCCUCUGGACGAGAAGAGUCUGGCUUUGCUGCUCAGUUACCUCCAAGAUUUUCUCAAGUACCUGGUAAAGAAUUUGUCUGCUCUCUUCAGUGCCAGUGACUAUGAGGUUGCGCCCCCAGAGUAUCACCGCAAGGCUGUUUGAAAGCUCUCAGCACGUAGCUCUCCUACGGAGGCGCCUUCGCUGCCUCACACACCACAUGUAAAAUAACUAGUGCUGCUUUUCUAAGUGCAGACUCGGAUGAGAUUUUUCACUUGAACUGAUACACUUCCCUCACAAAUGUCUCAGGAGCUUGUCUCGCAGAGUCUAAAUUCAAACUUUUUUUGGCUAAAAUUCUCUUUUCUCUGUUAUAUUUCUUUGAAAUGACAUCAGAAAAAGAAAAGGAUGUGUCUCAGAAGUGUAUUUGUUUUACCAAGCAUUUCAUUGGUGUCUCUGCAUUCCUCUGAUAGGUAUUCAUUACUGUUGCAUGUGUGUAUUUAUUAGUAUUUGUUUUGCCACGAGGUGCAGCUCACUGCUGGACCACAUGGUCAGCACUCAGCAGUUAAUGAUUUUGUAUUUGUACUUUGUGUGUUUGUAUCAGUUUGUAAAAAGAAAUGUUUCUACACAUA